This is a messenger RNA of Sphaeroforma arctica JP610, 232 nucleotides long. RefSeq lists its product as hypothetical. Lineage: Eukaryota; Ichthyosporea; Ichthyophonida. Gene Ontology annotation, cellular component: nucleosome. The transcript has 2 exons. Bases 1 to 177 code for a protein of 58 amino acids. Gene Ontology annotation, molecular function: structural constituent of chromatin; DNA binding; protein heterodimerization activity. The record is from RefSeq and is a predicted model, not a curated record.
AUGUCCACAGAAGUCUUCCCUCAAAAGCUACUGAAAGAAGCGAGUGAGGCAUACCUGGUGGGUCUGUUUGAAGAUUCUAAUCUGGCAGCUAUCCACGCUAAGCAUGUCACCAUCAUGCCGAGAGAUGUCCAGCACGCAAAGCGUAUACGCUGUGAUGGCCGCGGAGGGAUGGUCUGAGUUGAUGCACGAGCGUUGUACCAGCUUCCUUUCGCGUAUACACCCCUCUUAAACC